AUGUGGGAGACGACAAAGGAGGUACUAAGGGUAACUAGAGGAACUGGACGUAAACGGAGAGUGGGUAGAGAAUCUUGGUGGAUUAGCAAAGAGGUCCAGUCCAAGGUUGCGACAAAACUUAGUUGCUUUAAGGAUCUUGUCAAAAGUCGUCAAAACGGUACAAAUGAAGACUGGUCUUUGGCUAGGCAGAGGUACUACGAAGCCAAGAAAGAAGCAAAGAGGAUCGUUUCCAUAGCAAAAGAAAGGGCGUACGAAGAACUGUACAAGAAACUAGAUUCCAAAGAAGGCAAAAACGAAAUCUUCAUAAUUGCUAAAGCAAGGGAGAAAAGACGUAGGGAUUUAGGAGAUGUCAUCUAUAUUAAAGACGAAAGUGGACAGAGCAUUGUGAAGGAGGGAGACAUUAGGAAAAGAUGGGAAGAGUACUUCGCCAACCUGUUUAAUGGGAGAGGGUCGGGGAGAAUUGAAGGAGGAGAGGACCUCACCGCACACCCAAACACACGCUACGACGAUGGCGAUGCUACGAGGAUCAGCCAAGAGGAAGUAAUGGUCGCCCUAAAGAAGAUGGGGAGAAACAAAGCAGUAGGUCCAGACCAAAUUCCGGUUGAGGCAUGGAGAUGCCUGGGGGACGUGGGGAUAAGCUUGUUGACAAGCCUCUUCAACAAGAUUUGGACGAGUGCAAAAAUGCCAGAAGAAUGGAGACUUAGUGAGGUUAUACCUAUCUAUAAGAACAAGGGGGACGUGCAGAGUUGUAGCAACUAUAGGGGCAUUAAACUCUUAAGUCAUACCAUGAAGCUCUAG
This is a messenger RNA of Erigeron canadensis, 798 nucleotides long. RefSeq lists its product as uncharacterized. The coding region runs from base 1 to 798 and encodes 265 amino acids. The transcript has a single exon. The record is from RefSeq and is a predicted model, not a curated record. Lineage: Eukaryota; Viridiplantae; Streptophyta; Magnoliopsida; Asterales; Asteraceae.